Messenger RNA from Oxyura jamaicensis (ruddy duck), 7511 nucleotides. It is a transcript of the gene CEP112, whose product is annotated as centrosomal protein 112. The record is from RefSeq and is a predicted model, not a curated record. The coding region runs from base 393 to 3299 and encodes 968 amino acids. The transcript has 25 exons. Lineage: Eukaryota; Metazoa; Chordata; Aves; Anseriformes; Anatidae.
GGCUGUCCUUCCGAGCUUGUCACCGCGGGAGGUGUCGCUGAGGGUGGCAAGCGCUGCAGAUCCCCUCAGGAAAUCCCCACAGGCGGCAACGCCGCGCGGUGAAACCGCAGGUAACCACCCAGAGGAGGAGGAGAAAUAAGGAAAUAGCGGCUCUCACCCUGCGGGGACGGUGCUGAAGUCCCGGGCCGGCUGCAGGGUGGGCUGGGCUGGGCUGGGCUGGGCCGGGCCCGGCUCGGCCCUCCCAAAUCCCGGUGCUGCUCAGGAGCCGGAACCCUGCCUGCCCCCCUGGGAACUCUGGCCUGAGAGCUUGGAUAAAAAGCUCCCGUUUGGCUGUCUUCUUGUUUUAACAUGAUAUUUAAUAUUCUGCCAAUGUUACUUUGCGUUCUUUCAAAAUGAAUGGCGAAGAGGAAACGUGGGAAAAACUAGAUGCAGAAUUUGAUCACUGCGUUGUGGAUAUGAAGCCUCAUGUUCUAAAGCUACAGCAUAGGUCAGAACGACAAAGAUGUGCACUGUGGAUUAAAAAACUAUGUGAACCCUCAGGAGCAGGUACAGGAGUAGCGGGAAGGAAGAAUCGGAACUUAUAUGCAAAACUUCUUCUCCACAUGCUAAAACGGGGUUUGCUAGAAGGUCCUUUUACACACAAACCAGAACCAGGAAUACUGAAAACUUUACCUUCGUACAUGUCGAUUUAUUUUGAUGAACCAAAUUCACCAAGAGUUCAGAGUAGUAGCCCUGAGUGCUUACCUGACUGGGUAAUGGGAGAACUAGGAAACAGUGAAUCCAAACAUGAGGAAUUGUCGAAAAUAUCUUCUAAAGAAGAAUCAUCUUUAGCAACAUCAGUUACAUAUGGGGAGAGAUUCACGUUCAAUGGGAAGCCAACAUUAAGAUCACAGUCUAUGAGUCCUCCUCACCAGACAGAUGAAGAUAACCUAGCUGCAUCGCUGUCUGACCAUCAUAAAAAAAACACUGCUUUGGAUGACAGUGACCUCGAAGCACGUCUCAACAGUUGGAAUCUCGGGCUAGAAAAUCCAAGAUAUUUGCGGGAAAAACCGAAGCCAGUGUCUUUGAUGACAUCCAAAAUUGGCCUAGGAAAAAGUAGCAGUUCUCGUGAUGAACAGGCGCUAUUUCAAAUCCAUGAGAAAGAACUGGAUGUGAAAAUGAAAAUAUUGGAAGGUAAAUUUCAUGAAGAAAAAGUUAAAUUACAGCAGAAGCAUGAUACUGAUGUUCAAAAGAUUUUGGAUAGAAAGAAUGAUGAAAUAGAGGUAUUGAAGUCCCUCUACAAAACCAAACAAAAUGAAGCUGAGGAGACGAUUAGAAAACUGGAGAAAAAAGUUCAGACCCUUGUUCGUGAGUCACAAGUCAUCAGGGAAGCAAAGGAAAAGCAGAUUGUGGAGUUAAAGAAGAUGUGUGAGCAAAGCACUGAUUCUUUGAACAAUGAGUGGGAGAAAAGGCUUCACAAUGCUGUAGCUGAAAUGGAAAAAGAGAAGUUUAAUAUUCGGAAGAAGCACACAGAAGAUAUGCAGGAACUACUUGAGGACACCAAUGCUCGUCUUAGCAAAAUGGAGAAAGAUUAUCUGGAGCAAAUAAAGUCAACAAACCAGACGGUCAAAAAUCUUGAGGCUCGUGUGCAGCAGUUGACUGUUGAGGCUGAAAAUAGUAACUUACAGCGUCAAAAAUUAUCUAAAGAAAAAAUUGAAGCAGAACAACGUUACCAGGCGGUAUGCUCUGAACUUCAGGAAGUAAAAGCAAGGCACAGCUCACUUGAGAAAGACAAGGACCGUAUUGUACAGGAAUAUGAGGAGAACAUUCAGCAACUACAAAGUAAAUAUGAUGUUGAUAUAAAUUUUAUAAAACAGGAGCAUGCUCUCUCUGCAGCUAAGGCAUCUGAUGUGAUUGAAGAGUUGCAGCAUGGUGUGUGUAUAUUAAAACAACAGUUACAAGAUUCAGAACAUCAAAGACAGCAACAGCUGAGGGAUCAAGACUACAAACUUCAACAGGACAAACUUCACUUGGAGCGUGUAUAUGAAAAGCAGAUUCAUGGUAUCCGGAAUGAUCUUGAUAAAGAAAGAGGGGAUGCUCAAAAGAAAAUUCACAAGCUGCAAGAGACUUUGAAGGAGAAGGAGGAGCAGCUGACUCGGGUGACAGAGGUACAGAGGCUGCAGGCCCAGCAGGCAGAAGCUGCCCUGGAGGAGUUUAAGCGGCAGGUGGAGCUGAACUCAGAAAAAGUCUGUGCUGAAAUGAAACAGCAGAUGGAAAAGGUUGAAGCAGAUCUAAGCAGAUCAAAAUCGCUCCGGGAAAAGCAAUCCAAAGAAUUCUCCUGGCAAGUGGAAGAGCUCAAGCAAGGAUAUGAGCAACAGAUAGUGGAGCUGAAGCUGGAGCAUGAACAGGAGAAGACGCACCUAUUCCAGCAGCACAACGCAGAGAAGGACUGCCUGGUCCGAGACCAUGAACGGGAAAUCGAGAAACUGGAAAAAGAGCUUCGCGCUGCCAUGGCAGAGCAUGAGAGUAAAACUCAAGAAUGCAGGAAACGAGAUGGACAGGUCAUGUGUGAGAUGGAGAGCCAAAUCCACAAGCUGAGGGAAGAACUUAUUCAGGUAAAUGCUCAGCACAAGCAACAGCUGAUGGACAUGAGCCUUCAGUGGGAAGAGGAAAAGCAGAGGGCAGCUCGAGAUCAUGAGAUGGUGGUGAAUAAGCUGAAAGUGGAGGCAGAAAAAAUGUUGCUCAACCUGAAAAAGGUGCAUGAUGCAGAAACACAGAAGGCCUUGGACAAGGCAAACAGCCGGCUGAAGCAGGUUGAAAAGGAGUACAGUCAGAAGCUGGCUAAAUCCUCGCAGAUCAUAGCUGAACUUAAGACAACCAUUUCCUCUCUGACAGAGGAGAACAGCCGGCUGCAGCUUGCCGCGGAACAGCAGCUCCAGGAAGUUGUACAAAAGUUUGAAGAUAAGAAGCAGCAGCUGAUUACAGAUAAUAACAGAGCAAUCAAGGCCUUGCAGGACGAAGCGGAAAGUUACCGCAGCCAGGCGCGCGCUGCGGAGAAGAAGCUGCAACACAAGGAGCUGCAGGCCAACAUGCAGUUCCACGGCUGCUCCCACGACUUUGCCAAAGCUUUAUGUAUGUGCUGGAGAAAUGACAUGGAAGGAGUGGAAUUUCCUCCAUCUGGCCAUGGUGAGCCACAGCAGGAAGUCUGCUUCCAAACCAGCCUCGUCCCUGGCGCACGAGGACUUCCAGCUCAGGUGCCUCAUAUAACUGCAAAAGUUAUCAAACUGUGCUGCCAGGGCCCGUGCCUCAAAUCCUGGUGAUUAAAACUCGAUCCUUGGAUCUCCAGACUUUCUCAAAGAGUUGUCUUUCUCAGAACACGCUGGAGUCAUCUAAAACCAGGUUCAUAAGCUGUAGUUAAGGCGGAUGGUUGGACUUGAUGAUCUUAAAGGUCCUUGCCUAUCUAAAUGAUUCUGUGGUCCCAGGUUGGGCAUUUAAAACAAAAGCAUUGCUUUGUGGCCAAUCUGCAGGUGAAGAGGAUUCAGACAGUAUUUGUCGUGAAGCACUGCUGGGCCCUUUGGAAACUGAGAAACAAACAGUAAGCAUGCACUGGAGGUGGUGAUGAAAUUCUGCCAUUUGCUCUGGUUGCUUCAACCCACGGCGUUGACAUCCUUCCAGAAUUUUCCCCCAGAGACCCGUUUGUGCUCCCACAGAAAUGGGAAGCUCAGUGUAGAUCUGAACGAUCUUAACCACAGAAGCGAUUCGCAGCGAGGAGCCCUGGCGCUGGCUGCAGAGCAGCUGCCAGUUAACCCCUCGGGCAGCCUGCGCUGGCAUCGGGGCUCGGCGGGCUGUGCUGCAGUGGGGAGGAAGGUGAGAAUCCAAAAGAAGUUUCUACUGCGACUCGCAAGAAGAUCGACACCGAAUAGUGUCACGUUCAAGCAGCUCCUGAGGUUUCUGCAUGCGACCAGCACGUACCGGGGAGGCUGCGUUUGGAGAGCGCUGCGUGCUGAGGGAGGGUGUCCCCCUUCCAUGUCCAUCCCUCCGUGCCCAUUUGUUCCUCUCCUUUCUGUUUCAUCUGUUGAUCUGCCAGCACCCCGAACAGGAGGGUACUGCAUACUUCAGCCCUUUUCCUUUCAUGAAGCAUUUCAAGAAAUGUAUACGUUUUGUGAAAAAUGUAAGAGCAGCCCGAAUGGCGUAGCUCCCCGCGGGCUGGCACCUGAAGAUCUGCUGAUUUGAUGUCUGCAGACAGCAGAUUUCUUUUCUGACUACAUUCAGUGGGCAAAUUUAAAGUUUAAAAUAUUUUCAUUGAAAAGAAGUUGUUGGAGGGCCGCAUACAAGCAGCAAAGAAUCUGAAAUAAGUGAGAGCAGCUGGUCAGUCUGUUUGGCAUAUGCAGACGAAGACAUCUAUUUCUUACAUUUUCUUUCUUAUUUGGCACUUCCUGAUGGAGGCUGUUCAGGAAGAAUGACGCUGACCCUGGUUAUAUUUCAUGAAGGACCUUUCAUGGAUAUAGGUGCAGCUGUAGGUGCAUGGCAAUGCUGACUAUGGUACCAUAAAAUCAGUACUGUCAUUAUUUGGAGCCUGAUUCUACGACUUCUAUCUCAGUUCAUGCCUACCAUACAUGCAAUUCUGCUGAUAUAUUCAUUAAUCACUUUGAUGCAAUAGUGCCCCUCCAAUCUUUAAUUAAGACUGAGGUUGUUACAAUAAAUCAGAACUUUGCAUUUGCCAUAUUUUGCAGCUUGUAUAGCAUUUUCUGUAACAGCCUACUAUGAAAGGGAAGCAGAAUUGAGCAGAAUAUGGCAUACUGUACAGCAUAAAGUUUCAAAAUAGCAGAAGGAAGAAGCAGCUCGGAUUCAAGCACAGAAAAACAAAUUUUCAGGUGGGAUUUGAAAGGAACUGGAAAUCAAUAGAGUUGAAAGUUACCGGGAGCUCCAUAUGGCAGGAACUGCGGGAGAGAAGGCUCUCACCAACUGUGAGACUGUCAAAGGGAAAAGAGGUAGAUGAUGAUGAUAAUGCAUGUGUGGAAGUCGGUGAUCAAAUGUUAGCUUUGGUAAUCAGACACAACUGGAAAAAACACAAAUGUAUGCCUACUUCAUAGGGCUGAAUGAAUUAUUGGAAUGAAGUGGCCAGCUGGAGAAAGAGAGUAACACAGAAAGUAGAGAACAAACAGUUGAAAGGAGAAAAAAUAUUUUCACCAAAGAAGAGUAGAAGCAUAUGCCAGCACGCAGGAAUUAGAGAGUAUUUUAACUUGACAGUUUUCUAGCUCUUCGUCUUAAAUAGGAGUGAAUGAGAAAGAAAGCUUACUUAUAUAAGAGCAGCACAUCGUUCUAGAGCAUCUGGGGUUUGCUUGCGCAUUAUCAAUUAAAGGAAUUUUGUUCCAUCAGAAGUGUGCCUGGGAUAGGUUUAAGUACAACUACAAAGGACAGUGAUGGUGGCAUUCAGUGCAGGGAACUAAAAGAGGAGAAGUGGCACUGCAUGGAGGAGCCAGCUGGAUGACAGCAGGAAAGAACACAGACCUCGCAUCUCCAGGGCAGGGUCUUGGUAAUGCCUGGUCAGUUAGUGAAUUACCCCGUUUACUUUUUCCAGGUGACAAGGUGCUUGGAUGGAACUGAAAAGGACUGAAGAAAGGCCAGCCUAAUGCCAAUCUUUAACAUCAUCUGAAUUUUAAAGUAUUGUGUUGUUUGCAGUUUGAUCAGCACCAAAUGCCAUCUUUGAGAAGUACGUCGGGGAGGUGCAGCUGCAGGUCUCUCCUGCGCUACCCCGCUCACCUGUGCUCAAAGUUCAUAGACUCUUACCAGCUGUGAUGCUUCCUAAAUCUGGCAGCUUGCUUCCCAGUUGAGAUGCUGGUUAAAUUUUCCUUCUUGAAAGAGGGGAAAUGGUGAUAGUAAAAGUAGCUUAUCUACAAAGAUGUGCGUGUUCACACAGACAGUGUGAAAAUACUGAGCUUAAUCCCGCAUGCUGCUGAGCUGUGUCAGCUCUUGCCGUCAUUAGUGAGCACUCAGCACCUCUCCUAUCAGAUACCAAAACCUUGACUUGCUGAACCACCCCGGGAUGGAAAGGAUUAUGUAGAAGGUAACACAUGCUGGAAUGUAAAGCUGAAAUGCAGAAAUACAUUCCCAUGGUAGUGUCAAAGAUGCUUAUAGCUUUAUUUCAGACUUAAUUAUCUUGAUAGCCUAUUAAAAAAUCUCUGCCAUUGACAGAGCCAUAAAUGAGUACCAUGUGUCUUCAGAUUUAGCCCCACGGUGCUGGUCGGUUCCCGGGCUGGUUUCGAUUCCUGCUCUUACACGAGGAGGACCACUUGUUGCGCAGUUAUGACCUCUCCGGCUGAUGAAAGGAUGGCACUGACAAGAGCCGAAGGAAAUACCGCUCAGGGACAGGGAUGGCAUCUGCAAUGAGUCAUCUCGAAGGGGGGGGAGAAGAAGUCAGGGAUCCUCCAAAUCCCAACUGGAACAAUAGAGGAGCCCUUCAGAGGGGGAGGUUGAGAGAACAGCGUGAAUUUUCUAGCCACAACAUUCCUGGUUGUUCCAUGGUGUUGACAGUGAAAGCUUUUAUUCCUCUCCAACUCGUGUAAUCCCAAGAAUGCUGUUCUUGCCAUAUGCAGCCCACUGCAUUUUUUUAAAAGUUUUGCCUGACUUCCCUUCCUUUGCAGUUAUGAAUUAUAUAGGCUCGCGAUGCCUAACUGCAAACAGGAUUUUCCAGGUGGGAGAUCUUGGUUAAGAACAGAAAGAUAUCAAAGGACAAACCCCUGAAGUAAUAAGGCCCCUUGAACGCAGGUUAGAAGAAACGAACCGAGCAGAAAGCUCAGUGUGCAGCGAGCAGCUUGGCAUAAGCGGUCCCUGCGGGUUAGUGAAACACCAAGGCAAGAAUAUUUUGGACGCUCAAAUGGUUUACUAGCUACAGACAGAAAAACAAAGGGGACAGCUAUGCCACCAAUUUAUGUUUUAUUGAAACUGUCAGAACAGACGAGGUUCUCCAGCAGUAUUUUCUCCGUGGAGAACAACAUGGUGCACACUCGACAAAAUAACUUGCUCAGCUGAUCUUGCUUAGUUCCUGUUCUCAGCCACACCGCUUUCAUGCAAUUUAUGGUGUUCAUUACUUUCCGUAAGAACUUGAGAACCGUUGUAUCAAAUUGCAUAAUAUUUCUUUAAAUCCGUAAGAACCAUAUUUCAACAUACAUUUCACAGUAAGAAUAGGAGCUCCCACUGACUGAAAUGAGAGAGGAUGAGGACCGAAAAGCAGCGGAUAUUUGUGUUUGCCUGUGUUGUGAAAUGACAACUGAAGUGGCCUUGUUCUCCAUUGAAAAAAAAAUUAAUACAUCACUCGAUUCUUCAUUAACAAAAAUCGUUUGAGAAGAUUUCAAGCCGUAAUUAUUCUUCUACAGCAGAACAGUGAGAGAACAGAACCUUAAGGAAAGAAGCUAGAGGUUUGGGUAUGUUUUGUUCCUUGGUUGCAGAGAUGGCCCAGCUUUCCCCAGGUGGGCCGAUGGAGGAAGGCGCCCAUACAGUUCUCCGCAGUCUGGGGGGAGCAGAGCUGAAUU